Messenger RNA from Pyrus x bretschneideri (Chinese white pear), 1293 nucleotides. RefSeq names its product probable voltage-gated potassium channel subunit beta. The record is from RefSeq and is a predicted model, not a curated record. Lineage: Eukaryota; Viridiplantae; Streptophyta; Magnoliopsida; Rosales; Rosaceae. The transcript has 4 exons. Bases 16 to 1017 code for a protein of 333 amino acids.
CUCACAGUGUCUGCAAUGGUGUCGAAUAAUAUGCAGUACAACAACCUGGGCCGGUCGGGCCUCAAAGUGAGCCAGCUCUCCUACGGUGCCUGGGUCAGCUUCGGCAACCAGCUCGACGUCAAGGAGGCCAAGUCCCUCCUCCAGACCUGCCGCGACCACGGCGUCAACUUCUUCGACAACGCCGAGGUCUACGCCUCCGGACGCGCCGAGGAGAUCAUGGGCCAGGCCAUCCGCGAGCUCGGCUGGAAGCGCUCCGACGUUGUCCUCUCCACCAAGAUCUUCUGGGGCGGCCCCGGACCCAACGACAAGGGCCUCUCCCGGAAGCACAUCGUGGAGGGCACCAAGGCGUCGCUCAAGCGGAUGGACACGGACUACGUGGAUCUCAUCUACUGCCACCGUCCCGACUCCACGACGCCGAUCGAGGAGACGGUGAGGGCGAUGAACUAUGUGAUCGAUAAGGGGUGGGCGUUUUAUUGGGGGACCAGUGAGUGGUCGGCGCAGCAGAUCACGGAGGCUUGGGGGAUCGCCCAGAGGUUGGAUUUGGUGGGUCCCAUUGUUGAGCAGCCUGAGUAUAAUUUGCUCUCCAGGCACAAGGUUGAGUCUGAGUUCCUCCCACUGUAUACCAACUAUGGCCUGGGACUUACCACUUGGAGUCCACUUGCUUCUGGUGUUCUCACUGGAAAAUAUAACAAGGGAAAUAUACCUCCUGAUAGCCGAUUUGCUUUGGACAAUUACAAAAAUCUUGCUAGUCGAUCGCUGGUUGAUGACGUGCUGAAAAAAGUUAAUGGUCUUAAGCCAAUUGCAGAUGAAUUAGGUGUACCAUUAGCUCAACUAGCAAUUGCGUGGUGCGCUGCUAAUCCGAAUGUCUCAUCAGUUAUUACUGGUGCUACAAAGGAGUCACAGGUCCAAGAGAACAUGAAAGCUAUUGAUGUAAUCCCUCUAUUAACUCCUGCUGUAAUGGAAAAGAUUGAGGCUGUUGUUCAAAGCAAGCCAAAGCGUCCAGAAUCCUUUAGGUAGACAGUAUAUUUACGAGCUCCAAAUAUUUCCGCACAUUGCACAGCAGAUUAGGUUGUUCCAACUUAAUGGAAUAGAAUCUCAUGCCUAUUGGUGCUGUUGGUUAGCUUGUUGGAUAUUUUUUCAUAUUCACGUUUGGAAGUUGUCAUUUGUUUUGAUGUUUCCUUCCCCCUGCCUUCCAUUGAAGGAGGGGGGAGUCAUGGAUGUUUUCAGAACUAUUUGAUGAAUUGUGGAUUUAAUGGCGAAAAUAAAGUAACCGGUUGUGGAUUUGGUUUUAAA